Molecule: messenger RNA, 1467 nt
Organism: Seriola dumerili (greater amberjack)
Lineage: Eukaryota; Metazoa; Chordata; Actinopteri; Carangiformes; Carangidae
Gene: lipib
Product: lipase member H-like
Exons: 10
Coding region: 97-1467 (456 amino acids)
Biological process (GO): lipid metabolic process
Molecular function (GO): carboxylic ester hydrolase activity; lipase activity
Source: RefSeq, a predicted model, not a curated record
CUCGUCCAGUCACCUCCUUCACUCUGCAGCCACAGCUCCUUCUCCUUCUCUCUUCACCUCCGUCAUUCCCUCGCUGUCUCUGCGGUUGGAGAAAGGAUGCUGCCCCGCAGACUCCUGGGUCUGCUGGGACUCCUCGUGCUCUGCAAAGGUGAGGAGGAGAGCGGGGAGGGGGAGUACUGCGAUAACUUCACAGACCUCAACCUGUCCCACUGCUUCAUGGGAACCAGCCUGUACGUGCGGCUGCUCCUCUACACCCGCUCCAACCUCGACUGCGGCCGCGAGCUCGACCACCGCCGCCCGUCCUCGCAGCCGCUCUUCGACCUCUCCCGCCCCACCGCCUUUGUCAUCCACGGCUACCGGCCCACCGGAGCGCCCCCCAUCUGGAUCGACCACAUAGUCCGGCUGCUGGCCGAGCAGGAGGACAUGAACGUCAUCGUGGUGGACUGGAACAAAGGGGCAGCAAACCUCAACUACUUCACCGCUGUGACCUACACGAGGGAGGCCGCCCACAACCUGACCGGGUUCAUCAUGACCAUGGAGGAGGAAGGAGCCGCUCUGAGCUCAGUUCACCUCAUCGGCGUCAGUCUGGGAGCUCACCUGGCGGGAUUUGUAGGUGCCAACCUGAAGGGGAAGAUUGGACGAAUCACAGGUCUGGACCCGGCGGGGCCGAUGUUCACCAGCGCCACCCCGGAGGAGAGGCUGGACCCCUCGGACGCCAUGUUUGUGGACGUACUUCACACCGACAUGAACUCGUUUGGACUGGGAGGAGUUCACGGUCACAUCGACUUCUACGCCAACGGUGGAGCCGACCAACCCGGGUGUCCCAAAACCAUCUUCGCAGGUAAAUCUUACUUUGUGUGUGACCACCAGCGCUCGGUGUUUCUGUACCUGUGCGCUCUGAACCGCACCUGCAGCCUCACGGGUUACCCCUGCUCGUCCUACGGAGACUUCAUGGACGCGAGGUGUCUGCAGUGCGAGGCCUUUAAACCCGCUUCCUGCCCCGUGCUCGGUUAUGACGUCAGCCAGUGGAGAGAGACUCUGCUGCGACGCGGACAGACCAAAGUGUUCUUCAGCACCACGGCCACGCUGCCCUACAGGAAGCUGAGCUACAGAGUGGACAUGGUCACCUGGAACCAGUACCUCCGCUGGGGGGUCGUCUUCAUCCGGCUGCACAGCGGCAGAACCUUCACCGAGGCUCGAAUCGACCAUAAGCUCUUCCGGUUGGAGCAGUACACCUCCACCCGCCUGCUGGCCCAGUUCGAUGAGGAUCUGCAGCACGUCCAGAAGAUCUCCCUGCGCAUCAGCACCGGCAACGUGAUCGGCCCUCGGUACAAAAUCAGACUGCUGCGGAUACGCUUCACACCUCUGGAGCGUCCUGAGAGGCCGUUAAUGUGCCGCUUUGACAUCAUCAUGGAGGAGAACAUGGAGGUGGCAUUUCGACCUUUGCCCUGCAACUCUGGCCCCUGA